This is a messenger RNA of Macrosiphum euphorbiae (potato aphid), 354 nucleotides long. The record is from the annotation of a GenBank genome assembly. NCBI's taxonomy places the organism in Eukaryota, Metazoa, Arthropoda, Insecta, Hemiptera, Aphididae.
AUGAUUUGGCAACAUGAUGGUGCACCAGCUCAUAAUAUGUUAGCUGUACGUGCUUUAUUAGAUGAUAUUUUUAGUGGUAAAUGGAUAGGAACUCAAGGCUCAACAAUUCUUUGGCCACCACGUUCUCCAGAUAUGAAUGUUCUCGACUUUUAUUUUUGGGGAUUUUUAAAAGGCGAAGUUUAUAAAGAGGAGUCAAAUAAUAUCAAUGAUUUGAAAAAUAGGAUUGUUGAAAUAAGUAAAAAAAUAUCUACAUCAGUAUUAAAAAAAGCUACAACUAGUGAAGUGACUAAACGGUUAUCUCUUUGUUUGGAUAUGGAUGGUAAUCAUUUUGAACAUUUAUUAAAAUAUCAAUAG